AUGUCUGGAUACGACAGAGCUCUCACAGUCUUCUCUCCUGAUGGCCAAUUAUUCCAAGUCGAAUACGCAUUAGAAGCAGUCCGAAAGGGAACUUGCGCGGUUGGAAUACGAGGAAAGGAUGUCGUAGUAUUAGGUGCUGAAAAGAAAUCUGUAUUGAAAUUACAAGAUCCACGAACAAUCAGGAAGAUUGCCAUGUUAGAUGACCAUAUUUGUAUGGCUUUUGCUGGACUGACGGCAGAUGGAAGAGUAUUGAUCAACAAGGCACGAAUGGAGUGCCAGAGUCAUCGUCUGACUGUAGAAGAUCCCGUCUCUGUCGAAUACAUUACAAAAUACAUUGGUGGUGUCCAACAGAAAUACACACAAUCCGGUGGUGUCAGACCAUUCGGCAUAUCCACCCUGAUUAUCGGAUUCGACGUGGACAAAAUCCCCAAACUGUAUCAAACAGACCCCUCAGGAAUCUACUCGGCAUGGAAGGCAAACGCCAUUGGCCGAUCAUCCAAAACCGUACGAGAAUUCUUGGAAAAGAAUUACAAGGAUGACAUGUCGCGUGAUGAAGCAAUCAAACUCGCAGUCAAAUCAUUGUUGGAAGUAGUGCAAACUGGUGCCAAGAAUAUUGAAAUUGCUGUUAUGGGGUCAGAUGCUGUAUUGAAGAAUCUGGACUUGGAUGAGGUUGAAGCUAUAUGUGCUAUUAUUGAAAAGGAGAAGGAGGCUGAGGCUGCAAAGAAGAAGGGCGGUGCUGCAAGUCAAACUGGAGGUGCUUCAUCCUCAUCGUAG
Messenger RNA from Synchytrium microbalum, 774 nucleotides. RefSeq lists its product as uncharacterized. Lineage: Eukaryota; Fungi; Chytridiomycota; Chytridiomycetes; Synchytriales; Synchytriaceae. Gene Ontology annotation, biological process: ubiquitin-dependent protein catabolic process. The record is from RefSeq and is a predicted model, not a curated record. Bases 1 to 774 code for a protein of 257 amino acids. The transcript has 5 exons. Gene Ontology annotation, cellular component: nucleus; proteasome core complex, alpha-subunit complex; proteasome core complex.